GAAGCGAAGGUGGUGCGAAUAAAUCAAAUUUCCCCCGUUUUUUCUAUCUCCCAUCCUUCUCGCAACGUCCGCGCUCCAUCUUCCGCUUCCUCCCUCGCCCUCGGCAUACAGGCGACGGCGGCGGCGGCGGCGGCGCCGCUCAGGCUCGGGCUCUAAGCGACGGCGUCAUUGGCUUCCCCUCCCGCCUCUCUCCAGUCGCCUCGCGCCCUCGCCUCCGGUCCUCCGCACACAGGUCUAUUGUACAAGGGAUACAUGCAACAAAACUUGCGAAGCCAUGGCUACCCAAGAAGAAACCAUGGUAACUGAAUCAUCACCCUCUAGUGAUUCAUCUAUCACUAUUGGGUUGGCCGUGAGCAGCUCCAAGUCCAGCAAGUAUGCAGUGAAUUGGGCUCUGAAAAACUUCGGUACCAGACAGAGGAUAAGGUUCAUGCUCAUUCAUGUCCGGCAAAAGGUCACACUCGUUCCAACCCCGAUGGGCAACUAUGUUCCUGUUGAUCAAGUGAGGGAUGACAUUGCCAGUGCAUAUGAAAAAGAAGUCGAAUGUGAGGCCCAAAAUAUGCUCCUUAUGUACAAGAACAUGUGUGAUGGCAAGGUUGAAGCUGAAGUAUUGGUUGUCAAGGGUGAUGAUGUGGCAGAAACUAUUUCAGGUGUUGUCUUAGCAUGCCAAAUUCACAAGCUUUUUGUUGGUGUCUCUUCUCAUAGCAACUUUAUAAGGAAGUUCAAGGGCACUAGGAUGUUCUCUCGAAUAUGCAAGUGUGUUCCAAGCUUUUGUAUGGUGUAUGCUAUUUCAAAAGGUGGGUUGUCCAUGGUUUAUUCUCUUGGAUCAGAAAGUGACAACAGUUCUAAGAUACUCCAGGUCAACGAGAGUUCUAACAGUGAACUUUAUUCAGAUAAGUCAUCAGUAUCAGAUAUUACACCUUCCAUAAUUUCCAGAUCCAACUCGCUCGAUGGGAAUCUGGAUAGUCCCCCAUCUACACAUCAUAAUUGGUCACAGUCUUUACAAGAACACCUCUCUAGAAGCACUUCAUCUACCAUUGGUAAAGAUCAAAGGAUCAGUCCUUGUACUGAUGGAUCUAGUAACUUGGGGAUCUUAGACAAAACCCCAACCAUGAGCAGGGCACUGCAGGAAUUGAUGUUGUUAGAGGACGAGGCAAGCGCUCCUUGUGCUACUGGUCAAAUUUCUGCAUCUACUAAUUUGCCUCUCUCCGACAAAGCUCUAACUGUAAAGAGUGCGCUGCAGGAAUUGAUGCUUUCAGAGGACAAGGCAAGCACUCAUUGUGCUAGUGGUCAAAUAUCUGGAUCUAGUAACUUCCCCAUCUCAUACAAAGCUCCAACAGUAAGCAAUGCACUGCAGGAAUUGAUGCUUUCAGAAGACAAGGAUAAUGCCAAUUUUGAGCUUGAAAAACUCAGGAUUAAACUAGAACAUAUGAAAGGAGUGUGCAAACUUGUUCAGGAUGAGUCUACCAGUGCUUCUCAGCAAAUGAUUGACCUAGUUGAAAGACGUGCUCAAGAGGAAGCUCGGCUGGCGGAGGUCCGCCAGAGGAUCAACAUUACCACUGAGGCAGCGCGGAAAGAGAGGGAGCAGCGGUACGCUAUAGAGGCGCAAGCUAGGCAUGUGAGGGACCUUGCAAAAGAGGAAGCUUUGAAAAAGCAGAAUUUGCAGCUUAGGUUAUCAAGGGAGGCUGAUAAUGUGCAAAAGCUGGAGAAACUUCUUGAAUUGGGAGGCAAGUCAUACACAGUAUUUACAUGGGAGGAGAUGGAAUCUGCUACAUCAUCGUUUUCGGAGGCACUUAAGAUUGGAUCGGGAGCAUUCGGGACAGUGUACAAGGGCAAAGUCCACCAUAAGACUGUGGCCAUAAAAGUACUCAAAUCUGACGACAGCCACAUUGCCAAACAUUUUGAAAAGGAGCUUGAGAUUUUGGGUAAGACCCGACAUCGCCAUUUGUUGCUGCUGCUAGGUGCCUGUCUGGACAGAGCUUGCUUGGUAUACGAGUACAUGGAGAAUGGCAGCCUUGAGGAUCGGCUGCAGUGCAAAGGAGACACUGCCCCACUCCCAUGGUACCACCGUUUCCGUAUUGCAUGGGAAAUAACAUUGGCACUUAUCUUCCUACACAGUUCAAAACCAAAGCCAAUUAUCCACCGUGACCUCAAGCCUGCAAAUAUACUCCUUGACAGAAAUUUCACUAGCAAAAUCGGUGAUGCAGGCCUUGCAACAUUUCUUCCAUUAAGGGACACUUCGUCAACACAUACAAUUCGAAAAUCAACAGAUCUAGUUGGUACACUGUUUUAUCUGGACCCAGAGUAUCAGAGGACAGGUCAAGUUUCAGCAAAAUCUGAUGUAUACGCUUUGGGCAUGGUGUUCUUGCAGCUUCUGACUGCAAAGUCACCAAUUGGGCUAGCAGACACUGCUGAGAGAGCAAUGGAAGAGGAUCACCUUAUUGACAUUCUGGACCAACGUGCAGGAAAUUGGCCUGUGCGAGAAGCGCAUGAGCUAACUCAGCUUGGCCUCCGUUGUUUGGAAAUGCGAAGCAAGGAUCGACCUGACCUGAAGUCUAAGGUUCUUGUAGUUUUAGAGCGGCUGAACAAUCUUGCCAGCACUGUGUAUCAUUCGGUGCAGCCCAUCCCAACUGCACCACCAAGCCAUUUUAUCUGCCCUAUACUCAAGAGGGUAAUGCAGGAUCCAUGCAUUGCGUCUGAUGGGUACUCGUAUGAACGGGUUGCGAUUGAGAUGUGGCUUAAUGAGAAUGAUGUGUCACCAUUGACGAAGGCGCGACUUCCUGACAAAAACUUGGUGCCCAAUCUUGCCCUGAUAUGCCUGAUCAAUUCUUGGAAGGGAGAGGUAGGAGCUACUGGGCCCAUUCGCUGAGCUUUACUACCCAAGGAUAUCGCAUUAGAAGCUAAUGCUGUACAGGUUUGUCUUGAUAACCUCCAUACACUGUAGAUACCGUGAUCGGGUGAGUUCUCUGUAAGUAGCAGUUUUGCAGCAUCUCUUAGAUAGUACAGUGUGAUAGAUCCUGAAGGUUACUUCAUGCUUAGCCCCAAUUAUAGGUCUGAAUCCGUAGAAUACCACAGAGACACAGACCCUUUAGGGCUUGUUCGUUUCUACCCCAAUCCAUAUGUAUUGAGGGGGAUUGAGGGGGUUUCAAUCCCUAGUAAUUCAAAAUCCCUUCCAAUCCGUAUCAAUCUCCUUCAAUCCAUAUGGAUUGAAAAUAACCGAACAAGCCCUUAAAGGAUUUGAUUAGGGUACCCAUAGUUAUUCGAUAUCCCGUGGCCUACGACGGUUUCUGUACCUUUCAGAAAUGAUGAAGAUGCACAUGUCCUACGAUGGUUUAUGUACCCUUUUUA
This is a messenger RNA of Zea mays, 3345 nucleotides long. RefSeq names its product U-box domain-containing protein 35. Gene Ontology annotation, biological process: protein phosphorylation; protein ubiquitination. The record is from RefSeq and is a predicted model, not a curated record. The transcript has 12 exons. Gene Ontology annotation, molecular function: ubiquitin-protein transferase activity; ATP binding; protein kinase activity. Lineage: Eukaryota; Viridiplantae; Streptophyta; Magnoliopsida; Poales; Poaceae. Bases 275 to 2866 code for a protein of 863 amino acids.